Messenger RNA from Anopheles funestus (African malaria mosquito), 2897 nucleotides. RefSeq names its product prolyl endopeptidase. The transcript has 7 exons. Lineage: Eukaryota; Metazoa; Arthropoda; Insecta; Diptera; Culicidae. Gene Ontology annotation, molecular function: oligopeptidase activity; serine-type endopeptidase activity. Gene Ontology annotation, cellular component: cytosol. Gene Ontology annotation, biological process: proteolysis. Bases 310 to 2613 code for a protein of 767 amino acids. The record is from RefSeq and is a predicted model, not a curated record.
UCUCCAAUCUUGAAAGUCAUUUUAAUACACCUUAUCAAAUUCAGGCGGCUUCGGCAAACAGCAGCAAACAAUUGCGAUAGGCAUUCUUACACUCUUUAUCUUCCUCAAAUCAAACAUCCUGUUGUUGGUGAUAAUUGGAGAAGUUAAGGGAACAUUGCAUUGCUUAAUUGUGCUUCGCUGAAGACCGUACGCUUUAUUCUAGUCAACAAUAAAUAUUGGAGCGGCAGUGGAAAGUGUAAAGGCAGUACAAGGAUCAAUUAAAUCCAUAUCUCCAUUCUGUCUCCGUAGAAGGAACUUCCGGAAAAGUGUAUGCACAAAUUGUUCACUUCCUUAGUAGUGCGUAGCUGUGUAGUUGUUCUUACUCCACGUUCUACACCGUUGCAAGUAGCUUCUGGGAGCGGUUUAUUUUCCAGUGUAUUUCGCCGAACGAAGUACGGUCGACUCGCUAUGCCUGAAGCAGCUGCUACGUCCGAAACGCACCGGUUUACCUACCCGGAGGCGCGCCGUGAUGAUACCGUUGUGGAAGAGUUUCAUGGUGUGAAGAUUGCCGAUCCUUACCGCUGGCUGGAGGAUCCAGAUGCGACCGAAACGCAAGCAUACGUGGAGAAGCAGAACGAAAUCUCGAAACCGUUCCUGGACACGUGUCCCGAGUGGAAGAAGCUGAAUGAAAAGUUACGGAAGCGCUGGAACUAUCCGAAGUACUCUUGUCCGUUCAAGCACGGCAAUAAGUACUUUUUCUUCAUGAACACGGGUUUGCAGAAUCAGGAUGUUUUGUACGUGCAAGAUAAGCUUGACGGUGAACCGAAAGUUUUUCUAGACCCGAACACACUUUCGACUGAUGGAACCAUCGCGCUGGUUGGAUCACGAUUUUCCGACGAUGGAAAACUGUACGCGUACGGCUUGAGUCAGAGUGGUUCCGAUUGGACUAAGCUCAAGAUCCGUAACGUUGAAACUGGUGAAGAUUUUCCUGAAACCAUCGAACAUACGAAGUUCGUUACUGCCUCCUGGACGAAGGACAAUAAAGGAUUCUUCUACGCACGUUAUCCAGUAGUGGACGGAAAGGCGGACGGUUCAGAAACGGCUGCGAAUGAAAAUCAAAAGCUGUACUACCACCGGGUCGGUGAGUCGCAAGAUAAGGACGUGUUGAUUGCGGAGUUCCCAGAGGAACCAUCUUGGAGAUUAAUGCCGGAAGUCUCCGAUUGUGGUAAAUAUUUGAUGCUGUUCAUUAUGAAGGGCUGCAAAGAUAUGCUGCUGUACUUUAGCAAUUUGGAAAAGGCCGGAACACUCGAUUCGAAGCUUGAUUUCGUGAAAGUGGUCACCGAGUUCGAUAGCGACUAUGAUUACGUUACCAACGAGGGUAACAUAUUCUCGUUCCGCACGAACAAGGGCGCACCGAACUAUCGGAUCGUGAACAUCGAUUUCGAUCAGCCCGAGAUGGAGCAUUGGAAAACGCUCGUAGCGGAGCAUCCGAAGAACGUGCUCGAUUGGACGACGUGCGUCAACAAGGAUCGGAUUGUGCUUGGGUACAUUGAUGAUGUGAAAUCGAUGCUGCUGGUGCACAGUCUGGCAGAUGGUAGCUUCGUGUCGAAGUUUCCGCUAGAAAUUGGUACCGUGGCUGGGUUCAGCGGGAAGAAGAAGUAUUCGGAGAUUUUCUACCAUUUCGUUUCGUUCCUAACACCGGGCAUUAUCUACCAUUACGAUUUCGAGGGCAAAAAGGAGGACGGAUCCGCGAUGGAACCGACCGUCUUCCGUGAGGUGAAGAUUGAAGACUUUGACAACAGCCAGUACGCGGUUGAACAAAUCUUCUAUCACAGCAAGGACGGCGAAAAAGUGCCAAUGUUUAUCGUGCAAAGGAAGCAGGAAAAGAAGGAACACAAACCGUGUCUGCUGUAUGGGUACGGUGGGUUUAACAUCUGUGUGCAGCCAUCCUUUAGCAUCACGGGACUGGUGUUUAUCGAUUCGUUUGAUGGUAUUUUGGCGUAUCCGAAUAUUCGGGGUGGUGGUGAAUAUGGCGAACGAUGGCAUAAUGCUGGCCGGUUAUUGAAGAAACAGAAUGUAUUUGAUGAUUUUCAGCAUGCCUCGCAGUAUCUGGUGGAGCAUGGUUACACCACCCAUGAUAAGAUCGCCAUACAGGGUGGUUCUAAUGGAGGGUUGCUUGUAGGGGCGUGCAUAAACCAGCGUCCGGAUCUGUUCGGGGCUGCCAUUGCGCAAGUAGGCGUGAUGGAUAUGCUUCGCUUCCAUAAAUUCACCAUCGGACGUGCCUGGGUGUCGGAUUACGGCGAUAUGAACGAGAAGGAACAUUUCGAAAAUUUGUUACGCUACUCGCCGCUGCACAAUGUGCGCACACCCAAAGCGGAUAAGGAGCAGUAUCCGGCCACACUAGUGCUGACGGCUGACCACGACGAUCGUGUCAGUCCGCUGCAUUCGCUCAAGUUCGUUGCCGCACUGCAUCAUGCCAUUAAAGAUAGUGAACACCAAAAAAAUCCACUAUUACUGCGCGUCUACAGCAAAGCUGGCCACGGUAUGGGCAAACCGACGGCCAAGAAGAUCGAGGAAGCGACCGAUAUCCUAACGUUCAUGUACAAGACGCUCGGGCUAAAGCUUUCGUUUUAAAGAUCGGUUUAACACACGGAACGCGAACAAACAGAUGAAUAUGAUAGUUUCUUUUUUUUUUACAUAAAUGCAUGCGGCAUUUGUUUGUGUUUUUUGAUGGUGUGAAGAAACAAAAUUCAAUUCACGAAAUAUUGUACACUUUUUUUUGUUGCUUAGAAUGCCUAGGUUUUCAUAACAAAGCUUGCGGUGUACGCGCGUACGCUUCGGCAAUUGUCAUCAAUAGCGAUUGAAUUGGUGGAGCAAAAUGAAAAUAAAACAUUGUUUAAAAUAAAAUCAAAAAAGCA